AUGUUGAUGCGAUGAGAACUUGAACUUGAAGUAAAGUAGAACUCUCUGAAAGUCAGUGUGCUAUUCCCCCUUGAAGUUAGCCUUUUACGAAGAUGGAAGUGGACAUGGAAUCCCAGCCCGUUCACUAUACCGUGGUUGGCUCAGAGAAAGGCACUUUGAAAGAGCCGGACUGGAAUGGAGGAUCAUUUAAAAACUUGAGUGAAAUUGAUUUGGAUUGGUCGAAGGGGACCGUGCAUUUGUCUUGGAACAACGAAGAAGAAUCUGAGAUACUCGUGGGCAGAUUGUCAGGCGCACUUGAAGUGUUCUCCUUGUCUGAGAACAAGAUACUACGACAUGGUGUGUGCUCUGCCGCUGUCUCCGAAGCAGCCACUCAGGAGGGAAUAGCGCGACUUGACAGGUCGUGUGUGUCUGGAUUCAGCGAUGGAACAGUAUCAUGUUGGAGGUGGAAUGAUGAUGACCAGUGCGAGGUGACUAGUACGGUAUCAACUGGGUCAUCAUUAUCAUGCAUUCACAGCGACAUCUCCCAAAGACAUGAGGUAGCCACUGGAGGCAAAGAGAGCAACGUGAAACUGUGGGAUGCAGAGCGAAUGGAGAAUCCCGUAUUUUCAGCAAAAAAUCUUCCGCACGAUUUCCUGGACCUGCAAGUUCCUGUUUGGGUUCAGUGCUUGACCUAUCCUGAUAGUGCACUGAUUGCAGCUGGAACGGCGUAUCAUGAAGUUCAGUUGUUUGAUCCUCGCAGCAAGCGUCGGCCUGUGACCCGCUAUGAGUGGGGAGAACACCCGAUCAAGGCCAUUACUACUGUACCAGACAAGAGCCAGCUAAUCGUUUCCAAUACUAUUGGUGACAUGGCUCUACUCGAACUUCGCUCAGGGAAGCUACUUGGUCAAUUCCGUGGAUCGUGCGGCAGUAUUGGGUUUCUACAGUGUCACAAGACACAGCCGCUGGUCUUGUCCUGUAGCCUGGACCGAUACGUUCGUCUUCACCACACUGUCACCAGGCGACUUGUCAAGGAGGUCUAUGUCAAGCAAAGAAUAUGUACCGGUCUCCUUCCAAGCUCUGAAGUAGUGUCCCUUGCCACAAGUCUCAAGAGACCCCGUGUUGUGCCUGCUGCUGAGAGCCGUGACAGCAGCCAUGAUCAAAGUGAUGAGGAAGGCGAGGAUGUUUGGGAGGAAUUGGAACAGGCUUCGGCAAAGAACAUCAAAGCUGAAGAAGAGUGCGAAGCUGUUGCAGACGGUACCGAGGAAGUUGUUAGCCCCACUCUUCCUCUUAUGGCCGCUAAAAAGAAGCUGAAAAAGAAAGUGCCAUCAUCUGAUGACAGUCCCCAGAGGAAGAAGAAGAGGAAGAAUCCACGCCGGAGGAAUGACGACGAGUAGUCUCUAAAAAGAAGCUGAAAAAGAUAUCACCGAGACUGUAAAAUGAUAGGUUUGGCUACUGUCAAUAGAUGAAGCGCACGACUGUGUAUUUGCGGUAGAAAGUGCAAUACAAUGUAACAAUGCAGUUAUGAAUUCGCUUUAUAGUAGUACCGUAAAGUCCGCUGCAAACGCCCACCCCAGCGGGUCCAUACUAUUUUCGUCUUUUUCAGGUCAAUAUACUGUAAAAGCAGAAAUUUUCGGUGGUGUUUUAUUUUCGCUAACUUCGGUGCCAACAAUUUUUACCGAAAAUAAAACGCACCGAAAAUUUCGGUACAACCGAUACUGUAUACAUGUAGUACACUUACCUGGAGAACGGGGUUUACCGAAAAUUUCCCUCUACCGAACCGCCGAUUUUGGAGAAUACCGAAAAUAUUACACCACUGAAAAUUUCUGCUUUUACAGUAGUUGUAGAAAACUGGCAUGAAUGUCGAAUGCGUACGAGAACAACUAUAAUGCCUACAAACUGCCUAUGUCUUACCAAGAGGCUCCGCAAAAGCGAUUGUCAUGAUCUUGCUGCAAAGAAAAAAAACGUCGGUCGAGAUUUCCUUUCAUACGAUGAAUGGGUCGUCUUUGUGAUUAGUUCAUUCUCCAUGAAGUAAUGCCGUAGAAUCCAUCUGGUUUUCAAAUCAUGAAAUUUCUGCAGUGCCACGAAUCCCCCCCCCCCCCCCCCGGCCCACGAUGUCGCGCUUCCAGAAUGGAAGGGUGAUUGUUCUGACGAAGCGUCAUUUAACGACUUGACAGGUCGCAGUAUUGCAGUUGCAAGUCGAACAGGGGGGCGGGGGGUGUCACAGAAGCUACACCUACAAAGUCGCUGCUAACUAACUUGUUGAAAACUCUGAAGUGCUCGAGAAAAACCCUUGUCAUUGCGCUUUGCGUGAUUAGGAAAUGAUGCAUCGAUGGCUUGAAACACUCAGAAGUGUAUUUGGUUCCUGCAAUAGACUGUUCUUCGCUACCUUGCUAUUAAGACUGAAAUCGAAGUAACUCCCGUUUGGAUUUGCGAAAUAAAACAACCAACAUAAAAUCACUAGGAGCUAGCUCGUAACUAGUGCCCAAAAACAUUUUGAAACCAGGAAAGUGGACAUAGUUUACCGUAGCCAAGCGCUCCUCGCGCCACGGUGUGAGAUGCACUUUCGUACAGUAGGGGUGAAAGUGCAUGGGGUCAGUGCGUAUAGGCCAGCAGAUCUUGCAAAAAUGGGACGGGCGUUUGCAGCGGACUUUACGGUAGUACGCUAGGUGUGGAUGUGCGUGAUUGCACCUGCUUGACCAUUGAUUGGCUAUGCUUUUAAUCAAGUAUAUUGCGGUCCAGACGCCGGGUCUAGGCUUACCCCGUUCUAAUACUCUUUCACACUUUGCGUAUCUUAUGAUGACAGCCGCUUCUAGAUCACGCAGACCUGUGCGUGUAUGUGUGUGCGUGUACAAUCGCUGUUCCGCGCAGCGGACAAAGACUGAAGUCGCAGUUCAGCUGCAUGUUUAGCAAGUACUAUCGCUACUGCCGCUGCUUGCUGUUUUCUACAAUGUGUUAUAAUUAUCAUAGCAUGCUGCUGCUUUUAGUGAGAGGUUCUUUUGGUGCUCUUCUCCCAAACAGUGAACAUAUUCUCUACUCUGA
Sycon ciliatum is the source of this 3018-nucleotide messenger RNA. Its product is annotated as WD repeat-containing protein 74-like. The record is from RefSeq and is a predicted model, not a curated record. Lineage: Eukaryota; Metazoa; Porifera; Calcarea; Leucosolenida; Sycettidae. Gene Ontology annotation, biological process: ribosomal large subunit biogenesis. The coding region runs from base 93 to 1373 and encodes 426 amino acids. The transcript has 13 exons. Gene Ontology annotation, cellular component: preribosome, large subunit precursor; nucleolus. Gene Ontology annotation, molecular function: protein binding.